AAAAAAAAAAAAAAAAAAAAAAACUGAUGAUAAUAGGUCUUUCAUCAAACUAUAGAAGUAGCAUGAAUUCAUUCGUAGCGUAAUAUAAUGCUGAAUAUGACGUUGGCCGGCGAUGUGAUGGAGCGUUUAUCAUCGACUACAUAAUGUCCCCCUCCAGCAACAAUAAAAUGAAAUGAAAAAAAAAUAAAAAUAAAAAUAAACAUAAAUAAAACAUGCUAGACAAAAAGAAAUAAAAAAACAAACUACUCAACCACCCUCCUCCCCCACGGCAUCUCUUUUCUCUCCUUCCCAGCAACCUUCUUUCGCCUCCUCUCCAACGCCCUCUGCUUCUCUUUCCCACUCAUCUCCGUAAACCUCUUCGCAACGGCCUCCUUCUUUACCUCUCCCCUCUUCAAAAAGUACGGCUGACUCUUCUUUCCCUCGCGUAUCAACUCCCUCUCCUUCCGUCGAUGCUGUACUAGCACCUCCCUUUCCAUCUCCUUCCGCUCAAACGUGCGCUGUCGAUCACUCAUAGAGGUAAUCUGGCGCUUGAGGCGCGCGAGCUCGCGCUCAUCAUAGUUUGUCUUAUGUUUCUUGGUUUGUAACGUUGAGACCUGCUUGCGCAGCUGCGCAAUCUCGUCUUUGCGGUAGCUGUCAAGGAAGGCGUAGUUUUUGCGGGCGUGGAUGGCGGCGUUACUUGCGGUGGACGAAUUGCCGUUUGUGCUGUGGCUUAGGACGACGGAGUCGAAGCGCGGGUCACGGGCUUUGGGAACUGGGGGUGGUUCGAGGAUGGUGCGUUUGCGGGAGACGGCAUGGCGGGAGGAUUGGAUUGUGGGAGCGUGUUUGGAGGUUCGGUGGGUGAGCUUUUGAGGUGGUUUUUUGGCGUUGGCGGCGAGGUGUUUUUGGUAUUCGGAUAGUUCUGGUUCUGGUUCUUGUUUUUCUCCACUGGAUGAGGCAGAAGGAGUAGGCGAGUGUCGGCCAGGAACUUUCGCUCUUUUGGGCGAGAUGCCCCCUGUUGAGGCGGUUGGCCGCUUUCGCUUUCCGAGGGAUGCUUGGGCCUUUGCGAGGGCGCCGAAGGAGAUGGCGUUUAGCGAGGGGUUUAUGUCGGAGGAGGAGUCCUCUACAUCCCCAUCAUCGUCAUCAUCUUCUUCUCCUUCGUCAUCGUCCUCCUCGCUAUGAUCUUCAGCGCUAUUUUCUUCCUGCUCUUCUUCGUCCUCAACAGAUUCGCCUCCCUCUAACCCUUCAUCUGAGGUAGACUCGCCCGAGAAUUGCUCAAACUCGUCCUCUUCUAGCCGAGCUCUUACCCGCUGAUUGAAUUUACUUGAAAUCGGCAUGUUGAGAUCUUGCAGGAUUUAUUUUAGAACUUUGUACCAAACUUAUGCCUGAAGGAAUCAACCAAGUAUCCCCACAGCCUUCCUCGGUGAAGUUUCAGGGGUCUCCCAGGAUACUCCAAAUACAACAUUCAAAACCUUCCCACCUUCGCCCAAGAACUACAGCUACUUGGAAACGGUACCACUAUUCAUCCCCGUUUAAUACAUUUUACUGUCCUCUUUAAUGGAGUAUACGCCGGUCUGGCAUACGGGUUAGACCAUUCCUAGUGGUGGCUGUCUCUGUUGAUAUGAAGAAUAUGCUACGAGUCCGUAGACCAGCAUAGUUCAUGCGAGGGAGGCAUGAGCCAAUCAAGCCCGUUUCCACACAUCCAGGCCACCGCGCGUAAAUUCGUUGAGAUAAUCCACAUUUUGGUGUUUGGUUGCAGAAAUUUAGUAGUAAGAUACCUAACCACCGACAUUCAAGCUGCGCUUGGAGUCUACUGAGUUGGUUCGCUGGGGUCCGAAAAAAAAAAACAAAUAUUCCGACCGCUUGACCCUGGAAAUGAUUGCUUGUCACCAAUUCAUUGGUGAGCGUCAAGUGUUUGAAAUAAUGCAACGAAGAAUAACUAUCUUUCCAGGUAUGCGGAAACCAAGUUCGAGUACUUGAAGCGAUGACAUCCAUCGCUUCAGUCGUCACUCUAACAGCGUGCAAAUCAGAAGCACACCCAAUCUCGAGGAUCGCGUUCCAUUGGCAUAUGGAAAUCUCCUUUGGGCGAGACCUAUCUCAAACUGGAUAAAAAGACCUUCAAAAUUCCAAUUGAUGUGAAGAAUGAACCGCCGUUAGAGGGGGGUGUGAUUACCAUUCUAAGCAAGCAAGGUGGUCGACUGGUUCUUGAACAAGAUCGCUUAUAUGUUUCCAAGGGCGGAACGACUAUAAGGCGGCGUCGAGGUUGAAGCCAUGAAGCUGGUAGCGAAGCACACCUCCGUCCCUCUUCCCGAAGUUAUCUACAGCGUCAUCAAUGAUUGCUGUGGUGAGAUCGGGAUGAUAUCUCUCGACCCUCUAAUUGAAAAUUUGGACUGCCCAGGAACCCCUCUAUGCACAGAUGAUGAUCUCAGAACCGGGACAUACCGCCGCUAUCUCUGUUUCGGCGGCGUGCGAUAUAAAAUGAGUUAUCAGACAUGCUCCCUCGAUCAUCAGGGACUGUCUUCACACGCGCUGACAUUGCCCCACGAAACAUCAUGGUUGAUCACAAUUAUCGCAUCACCCGUAUCCUCGACUGGGAAUAUGCCGGGUGGGCGCUCGGUAGAAAUGGAUGGAUCUCCCUGUGAUCCGGGAAUUGGAUAUCUGGACAUUGUAGCUGCGAGGCGGGUUCUAUUUUGAUGGUACUUGCAAAUACUACUGCUAGGAGUACUACCACAGUCCGCUGUGAAAACGUACAGUUGCAAUGGCUGAGAUAUGGCUGAUCCGCCCUCUGAGCAUUACCCACUGAAGUAUUAAGCAUGUUCAAGCCACUCACUUGACUGAUUAGUGGUAAAGUGGGUUGACCAGCCCGGACAGGUGCAUUUUGUUACCUGAUAUUGUGUGUAUAUCAGAAAAGGAGUCGGGAUAAACACAUAUGACCAUAGGAAGUGGAAAACAGUGCUUCACGUCCGCUCAGCUGUACUUAAGCCACUCACCAGCUGGUUUUAAAAGGUUUUAUUUAAAAUAAAAUGAUUUGAAAUAGAGGUGCGGAACGCUAGUAAUUUAAGUGAUACAGAGAAUAUCAGCCCUCCUGAACCUGUU
This is a messenger RNA of Blastomyces dermatitidis ER-3, 3072 nucleotides long. RefSeq lists its product as uncharacterized. The record is from RefSeq and is a predicted model, not a curated record. The transcript is spliced from 2 exons. NCBI's taxonomy places the organism in Eukaryota, Fungi, Ascomycota, Eurotiomycetes, Onygenales, Ajellomycetaceae. The coding region runs from base 2248 to 2670 and encodes 140 amino acids.